This is a messenger RNA of Thunnus maccoyii (southern bluefin tuna), 1441 nucleotides long. It is a transcript of the gene atp6ap1la, whose product is annotated as ATPase H+ transporting accessory protein 1 like a. Lineage: Eukaryota; Metazoa; Chordata; Actinopteri; Scombriformes; Scombridae. The record is from RefSeq and is a predicted model, not a curated record. Gene Ontology annotation, cellular component: proton-transporting V-type ATPase complex. Bases 23 to 757 code for a protein of 244 amino acids. The transcript has 5 exons.
AUCACGAAGGAAAUUACUUCAGAUGCCAGGAUCUGCAGUUCCCUUUCCUCCCCUCAAGGUGUUGUCCAAUGGGGAGCCGUGCCUCAUGUUCCAGGCCAGGAGACUGUAUCUCCGCUAUGAGAGGCAGAAGCAGCUGGACCUGACGGAGGAAGCCUUCUCUCCUCAGAAACCCGUCGACACCAGCCAGUCUGUCUGCAGCAAGGACAAGGCUACGCUGGUCAUGAGGUUUGGUGAUGUGGAGGAUAUAAGAGACCUGUUCAUCAGAUUGCAGCUGUCCAACACUUUCUACGAGUCUUCAGGUCAGUGGUGGUUCUCGGUGGACAGCAUAUCUCUGAUCUACAACACCUCUGAGGAAGCUGUGUUCAAUGCCAGUGAGGUGUAUGCUCCAGCCUCCUCCUCCUACCACUGCCUCCAUGUCAGCAGCCUGCAGCGGUAUAGCGCCCUGCUGCUGCCGAGCACUGACAACGCCCACCGCUGGACCGUCACCUUCACCGAUUUCCAGAUUCAGGCAUUCAACGUCACCUCCGGUAAGUUUUCUCCCGCGAGCGACUGUGCCACCUUCCUGACGCCAGCCAUCCUGAUGGGCCUCGUCACUUCCCUCAUCCUGCUACUGGUCCUGGCCUACGCCCUGCACAUGGUCAUCCACCUGAAACACAUCGAGCAUGACAACGAACACAAGGCCGACAUCUACUAUCCCGAAAACCCUGAACACCCUGAACACUGUGUGGAAAACAUCACUGAGAAAAACAUUUUGUAGUGUAACCAGGAAGAUAAUUAGAGACUGUCAACACAUACAUUUUGUUGAAGAAAUUCACUCAAGUCCUUGUUCAAAGCUUGCUGUAGUGGUGGUGGUUUAUUAGUAUCCCAGAAUACAGUGAGCUUAGUGACACAGAGCAGUCUACUGUCUAGGACAGUAGACUGACUCAGAGCAGAGGGACAGUUAUACUGUGAGCCGAGGGGGGGGGGUUAUCAGACCGUAUGCAAAUACAGUUGUGAUUAAAAAUGUAAAGGCACUGUGAUCAGAUCAAAAGGAAUGAUGGUAGGAAGCAUUCAGAGCUUACAGUGUGUCACAGACGAGAUCAAGGGUCAACUUAGCAGGGGGGCAGGAAGGGGCUCCCAGACUUAAUAAAUUAGGGGGGUAAGGGCAUUUUAAGGAUCCAAAGGUAAGGGAAAAGGGGGGGACUGCAUUCAGGCAGUUGUCAAUAAUGAAAUCAAGGGGCUGAAACAGGAGGGGGUACUGCAUUCAGACAGACAGCACUUAACAGCAACAGAAUAUAUCAGAUUCUUCAUCAACUUCAGAGAGACGCAGAUGAUUUGACGCUGGUGUGAUAUAUUUUAAGCUCAGGAUUUGAUUUUUUUAAAAAUACAUUUCUAGUGCUUUGUAAUUUGCCUAUUAGUGAGUUUCUCGUGUUUAUAAGAAAUUUAAUAAAACAGACGUUUA